GCCCUUGUUUCCGGCUGCGGCAGGUGCACGGAGUCUCCGCGACGCCCUGUGUCCUCCGCUCCUGCAGGCCCGGCCUGUGUUUCUGUGACCUGCAGGUACCGGGAGAGACACGGCUAGGACGCCGGGACCCUGGAAGGCUGGAAAUGGAACCAUUGACAUUUAAAGAUGUGGCCAUAGAAUUCUCUCUGGAGGAGUGGCAAUGCUUGGACAACGCACAGCGGGAUUUAUAUAGGCAUGUGUUGUUAGAGAACUACAGAAACCUGGUCUUCCUGGGUAUUGCUGUCUGUAAGCCAUAUCUGAUCACCUGUCUGGAGCAAAAAAAAGAACCCUGGAAUAUGAAGAGACGUGAGAUGGUAGCCAAAACCCCAGUUAUGUGUUUUCAUUUUGCCCAAGACCUUUGGCCAGAGCAGAACAUAAAAGAUUCUUUCCAAAAUGUGACACUGAGAAGAUAUGGAAAAUGUGGGCAUGAGAAUUUACAGUUAAAAAAAGGCUGUAAAAGUGUGGAUGAGUGUAUGGAGUACAAAGGAGGUUAUAACAGGGUUAACCAAUGUUUGACAGCUACCCCAGGCAAAAUACUCCAAUGUAAUAAGUAUGUGAAAGUCUUUCAUAAAUUUUCAAAUUCAAAUAGACAUAAGAAAAGACAUACUGGAAAUAAACAUUUCAAAUGUAAAGAAUGUGGCAAAUCAUUUUGCAUGCUUUCACAACUAACUCAGCGUAGAAGAUUUCAUACUAGAGUGAAUUCUUACAAAUGUGAAAAGUGUGGAAAAGCCUUUAACCAGUCCUCACAGCUUACUAGACAUAAGAUAAUUCAUACUGAAGAGAAACCCAACAAAUGCGAAGAAUGUGGCAGAGCCUUUAAACUGGACUCACACCUUUCUAUACAUAAAAGAAAUCAUACUGGAGAGAAACCUUACAAAUGUGAAGAAUGUGGCAAAGUCUUUAGUCAGUCCUCACACCUUACUACACAAAAGAUACUUCCUAGUGGAGAGAACCUCUACAAAUGUGAAGAAUGUGGAAAAACUUCUAAUCUAUUCUCAAAUCUUACUAACCAUAAGAGAAUUCAUGCUGGAAAGAAACCCUACCAAUGUAAAGAAUGUGGCAGAGCUUUUAACAUAUCCUCAAACCUUAAGAAACAGGAGAAAAUUUACACUGGAGAGAAACUCUACAAAUGUGAAGAAUGUGGCAAAACUUUUAGCCGAUCUUCAAACCUUACUAAACAUAAGAAAAUCCAUUCUGCAGAGAAAUCCUACAAAUGUGAAGAAUGUGGCAAAACCUUUAACCAGUCCUCAACUCUUAUUAUUCAUAAGAUAAUUCAUACUGGAGAGAAACCCUACAAAUGUAAACAAUGUGGCAAAGCUUUUAACCAAUCUUCAAACCUUACUAAACAUAAAAAAAUUCAUACUCCAGAGAAAUCCUACAAAUGUGAAAAAUGUGGCAAAGCUUUUAACCAACCCUCAAACCUAAUUAACCAUAAGAAAAUUUAUACUGGAGAGAAACCAUACAAAUGUGAAGAAUGUGGAAAAGCUUUUAAUCGAUCCUCAACCCUUACUAGACAUAAGAAAAUUCAUACUGGAGAGAAACCCUACAAAUGUGAAGAAUGUGGCAGAGCUUUUAGCCAGUCUUCAAACCUCGCCGAACAUAAGAAAAUUCAUACGGGAGAGAAACCCUACAAAUGUGAAGAAUGUGGCAAGGCCUUUAACCGAUUCUCAACCCUUACUAAACAUAAGAGAAUUCAUUCUGGAGAAAAACCCUAUAAAUGUGAAGAAUGUGGAAAAGCUUUUAAUCAGUCCUAUCAACUUAGUAGACAUAAGAUAAUUCAUACUAAAGAGAAACUCAAAGAAUGUGAAGAAUUUGGCAAGGCCUUUAAACAGUCCUCACACCUUACUCUACAUAAAAUUAUUCGUACUGGAGAGAAACCCUACAAAUGUGAAGAAUAUGGCAAAGCCUUUAACCAGUCUUCACAUCUUACUACACAAAAGAUAAUUCAUACUGGAGAGAAACUCUACAGAUUGGAAGAACAUGGAAAAGCUUUUAGCCUAUUCUCAAACAUUACUAACCAUAAGAGAAUUUAUACUGGAGAGAAACCCCACAAGUGUGAAGAAUGUGGAAAGGCUUAUAACCGAUUCUCAAACCUUACUAUACAUAAGAGAAUUCAUACUGGAGAGAAACCUUACCAAUGUGCAGAAUGUGGCAAAGCCUUUAACUGCUCCUCGACUCUUAAUAGGCAUAAGAUAAUUCAUACUGGAGAGAAACCUUACAAAUGUAAAGAAUGUGGCAAAGCUUUUAACCUGUCCUCAACCCUUACUGCACAUAAGAAAAUUCAUACUGGAGAAAAACCUUAUAAAUGUGAAGAAUGUGGCAAAGCUUUUAACCAGUCCUCAAACCUUACUACACAUAAGAAAAUUCAUACUUCAGAGAAACCCUACAAAUGUGAAGAAUGUGGCAAAUCAUUUAACCAGUUCUCAUCUCUUACUAUACAUAAGAUAAUCCAUACUGGAGAGAAACCCUACAAAUGUGGAGAUUAUGGCAAAGCUUGCAACCUAUCUUCAAAUCUUACUACACAUAAGGAAAUUCAUACUGGAGAGAAGCCCUACAAAUGUGAAGAAUGUGACAGAACUUUUAAUUCAUCCUAAAAACUUACUACACAUAAGAAAAUUCAUA
Molecule: messenger RNA, 2661 nt
Organism: Cebus imitator (Panamanian white-faced capuchin)
Lineage: Eukaryota; Metazoa; Chordata; Mammalia; Primates; Cebidae
Product: zinc finger protein 107-like
Exons: 4
Coding region: 144-2633 (829 amino acids)
Biological process (GO): regulation of immune system process; regulation of cytokine production; negative regulation of transcription by RNA polymerase II
Molecular function (GO): RNA polymerase II cis-regulatory region sequence-specific DNA binding; DNA-binding transcription factor activity, RNA polymerase II-specific
Source: RefSeq, a predicted model, not a curated record